Messenger RNA from Nymphaea colorata (pocket water lily), 1354 nucleotides. RefSeq lists its product as uncharacterized. Lineage: Eukaryota; Viridiplantae; Streptophyta; Magnoliopsida; Nymphaeales; Nymphaeaceae. The transcript has 6 exons. The coding region runs from base 123 to 1121 and encodes 332 amino acids. The record is from RefSeq and is a predicted model, not a curated record.
UGGCGACCAAUAAAUCCAUUCCCUUACUUGCAAAACUAACCGUUGGAGCGCUCCACUCUCUCUCUCACUCUCUGGUUAGCUACCUUUUUAUCUCCCUGCUUUUCUGAACCAAACUCCAGGCAAUGGCUACGUUGGAGGAAAUGUCGCCGCCUUCCGCUCUCAAUUACACGCAGGACAGCAAGGGGUCCAAAGGUUUUUCUCCGACUUGUUGCAACAGCUCGUCCGAUGAAUUGUUGUGGAAUAAACUCAGAAGCAGGACGGACCAUUUUGUGGAGAAAAGAAAGAACGAAGGGUUAAAAAGGCGAUCCUUUCCUGAUGAAGAUCCCUUGCUCUCUGAGCAAAAGGGCACUGAAGAAGCUGAAAGAAGCAGGAAGAGAAUGAAGGAGGGCGAUUCGUUUCUGCUGCUCAAAGGAUUAGAUUCGAUUGCGUCUUCCCUCUCUCAGCUCACCAACUGCCUCGAUUCUGCAUUACAGGGGGCAACGGAUCUCUCUAAGCCCAGAUUGGCGGAGGUGUUCUGUAGCAGAGAUCCUGCAACGACGGAGCAAGAGGAAGGUCAUCCAAGACAACCACCAAAAGAAGACGGGACAUCCGAUCGCGAUCCUCUCUCUGUAAACAAAUCAGGAUCCGCUGCUCCUCCUCAAUCCAAGGAAGAGGAGAGAGGAAAGCUGAAGAACGCCCAAAACCUCGCAUGUGCAAUGGCAACAAAAGCAGCUUCACUGGCACGAGAACUGCAAUCGAUUAAAUCGGAUCUGCUUUUCAUGCAAGAAAGGUGUAACCUUCUUGAAGAAGAGAACAGGAGGCUUCGAGAUGGAAUAGCUAAGGGCCUCAGGCCAGAGGAAGAUGAUUUGGUGAGGCUGCAACUGGAAGCACUUCUAGCAGAGAAGUCAAGGUUAGCUAAUGAGAACGCAAACCUCACGAGGGAGAACCAGUGUCUUCACCAGCUGGUUGAGUAUCAUCAAUUGACGAUGCAGGAUCUCUCUGCAUCACCUGAUCAGACGAUAGUGGAAGGGGUGCGCUUGGACUUCUCAUCGCUGCCUGAGGCAGAAGAGGAGGAAGGACCGCCAAGAACCCCAAGGACCGAUAACAUUGGGUUCUUAUACUGUGAUGGGCCUCGUGAAUAGCUCAGCCCUUGCGCCUAAGACGACGACAAUCCGCUGCAAUGGAAUAUAGAACAAUUUGUUUACCGCAUCCGAAUGAUUGGCUUUAGCUCUAAAACCAACAUCGGAACAUUCGGUUGUUAUCUGUGAUAGGCGUCUUAGAGAUAGCUCUUGCGACGAUGACCGCAGUGAAACAACUACUAUUUGUUUAUUGAAAUAAUAUUUCUUUAAUCUAAAAUAAUAUUUCUUUAAUCUAA